AAUGAGGGAUGAAAGUUCAAAAUAGAUGGCCUGUUGCAGUCCCCCUCCCAUCCGCAUGCAGUUGGAUGGAAAAGACCAAGAUCCUUCGUUAUCUAGUUGCUCCAUGCCUGUAUUUACCUCAAGCUAGGCCUUCACCAUUAGUCCAAAAGUUGAAUUUUUUUUAUUGAUUUUCUAUGUUAUUUCUAUGAUGAAGUUCCGCUACUACGCGGUUCCCCGCUCUUUCUUCCUCCCCCUUCAUUGGAUCGCUUCCUCGCCACUGAAUAGAGUUGCAUAGUUGUUUAUGUACCAAAAAAAAAUCCAAUCAACCAAAAAGUCUGACCAGCUAGAUAGGCAGUGAAAAUGGCUGAAAUUGCCAUUCCACUAGCACUGGUGCUAAUUGAAAAUUUCAAGAUUCCCAACCUCAAUCUUUCAAGCGAUGCCAGGGCUGAUGUUAAAAGAGCCAAGACAAUUUUGCGGAGGAUGCGAGCCUAUCUGACGGACUGCUCAUCGAAACAGAUCGGUGAAAGCUCCCAAGUGUUUCAAAAUCAUGCAAAAGAGGUCCAAGAUGAAGUUUACGACAUUGAGGAUGCUCUUUCCAUGUUUUUGGUUAAGAUUCCUCAUCACUACCAUAGCAAUUUAAUCUCUAGAUCUGCUCACAACGCUAAACAUUACCCUUCUGAAUGGAUAGCACGCAUACAGUUGUCGCGCAUGCUCAAACAAAUCGAAGAAAGGUUUCCACCAAAUUUAGAUUCACUUAUUGACCGCCUACAAAUUGCCAACACAGGAUCUGAAGAAGAUAAUAAUAAUUUGGCUUAUCACCAAGUUGUGGAAGAAGAUGAAAUUGUGGGGUUUGAGACGGCUAUCACAAAACUCAUCCAACAGUUGAGAGAAGAAGAAUGUAUCAGUCAAGGGCAUCUCAUGAUUUCAAUUGUUGGUCCUGGUGGCUCAGGCAAAACCACCCUAGUAAAAAAUGUUUAUGAGAGAAGAAGCGUGCAGGCUGCCUUUGAUUGCCAUGCUUUUGUUGAAGUGCCGCGCUCCUUUGAAUUGCGAAUGCUCUUGCUAACCAUGCUGAGAAAAUUUGAAGCCCAAAGUAUGCAGGAACCUGUAGCUGAGCAUCAUCAUCAUCCUGAAGAGAAAUUGAGACAAAUUCUGGAGAAAAAGAAGUAUUUGGUGGUUUUGGAUAAUGUUUGGAGCGAACAAGAUUUGACACGUAUAGUAAAUGCUCUGCCAAAAGGUUUGUCUGGGAGUAAAAUAAUCACAACUACUCGGGACUCUAAUAUUGUAGCCUCUUGGCAUACAAGUUCUGACGAUUAUAUCCAUGAUUUGAGUAACGGAUUAUCCUCCAAAGAAGCCAAUAAACUAUUCUGCAAAAAGGCUUUUCACGGAAAUUGGGACAACUGUCCAAAAGAGCUUGUGGAGUUGGCUCAAAUAAUCAUCAGUGAUUGUGGAGGCCUGCCCCUUGCAAUUUCUACAUUCGGUACUUUCCUAGCUUGGCAGAAGCCACGGAAUUUUGUGAAGUGGAAGAAGUUCCAUGAUAGCUUUGGCUCCAAUCUUCAGAUUGUUAGUCAAGCUUGGGAGCCAAGUUAUAGGGACCUGCCAUACCAUCUCAAAAGUUGUUUGUUGUACUUCAGCAUGUUUCCAGAAGACAACUCUAUCAAGCGUGAGAGGCUAAUUCGCUUGUGGGUAGCCGAAGGAUUUGUGAAGCAAGGAGGGAGAGCCACCAUGGAGGAGGUUGCAGAUGGUUAUCUAAAUCAACUCAUCGGUAGAAAGUUGGUUGAUGUGAGUUCAAGAGAGAUCGAUGGACAAGUAAGGAGUUGUCGUGUUUCCAACCUCGUUUGCAAGUUCAUCAUGUCAAAAGUGGAGGGUUUUGUCACUGUGUUGGAAUCAAGCAACACUCGGGCAAGUACUAGCAGUACUAAUUCAGGUGAGAAAAUCCGACGCCUUUCUGCACAUUAUGUUUCUAUAAAAGAUUUAUUAAGAAGAGGUGGAGAAUUGAAUCAAACACGUACCUUACUAGUGUUUGGCCCUUCCCAGCAGGCUCAAUGUGAUGAGGUUGGAAGGGUACUUAAUACUCUUAAAUAUUUAAGGGUUUUAGAUUUGAAAGGCAUUCCUUUAGAGGACUUUCCAAAAUCUAUUUCUGGUCUCAUUCUCUUAAAGUACAUAAGUAUGAGGAAAACCAAAAUCAAAAGAGUCCCAAGUUCCAUAAACCGGCUUGCUCAUUUGGAAACUUUAGAUCUUAAGCACACCCAGGUGACCAAAUUACCAGAAGAGAUUUAUAAGCUCUACAAUAUGCGCCAUCUUUUAGUGAGUCGUGGCUGUGAUGGUGAUGAUGAUGGACCCGCUCAAGGAGUAGAGAUUUCUGCAGGCAACAUUGGAGCUUUAUCCGAAUUACAAAAGUUGUCACUGAUUAAGGUGGGAAACAACAGAACAAUACUAAAAGCCUUAGCAGAACUAACUGGUCUCAGAAAGUUGGGCUUGACAGAUCUCAUAAUUGAACAUGGAACAGAGUUGUGUUGCGCUAUUGAGAAAAUGGGAAGUCUUUCAACACUUGAAUUGAGAUCAACAAACGAGGAGGAAUAUCUUGAGUUGGAUCAUCAUAUGGAAUCCCCUCCUCGGUCUCUAGAACGCCUCAGUUUGAAAGGGAGGCUAAGAUGUUUGCCGCAAUGGGUUCCCAUGCUUGAUAGUGUAGUGAAGAUUUCCCUAAUGGGGUCAAAACUUGAUGCUGAUGCCAACCCACUCAAGCCCCUUCAAGCAUUGCCGAAUAUGAUGGAGCUUCAUUUGGUUUGCUAUUAUACCGGACAAGUGUUAGAAUUUGAGGCUAAAACGUUCAUGAAGCUAAAGAUAUUAAGUAUCAAACAAUUUGAUCAACUACAUACCAUGAAAGUUGAGUCUGGAGCAAUGCCUAAUCUUAAGAAGGUAACCCUGUCCAAUUGUAAGAGUUUGAAUUUACCUCCACUCGGCAUGGAGGGUCUACGGGAACUCGAGGAACUGUUUCUCCAUGACAUGCCCACUGUACUCAUUGCCAAGCUUCAAAGGGAUGGUGAAGAUCGUCAGGCGGUUGAGCAUAUUCCAGUCAUCCAUUCUUUUAAUCUCAGGACUGGAUUCCAAAAUCUUUCUCAAGCAACAGCGCGGGGGUGAGAAGGGAGGAGAAACUGAAGGCGGCAAUGGCUCGAAAAACUUCAACAAAGUGAAGGACACAAGCCGGCGGAGCGAGUCCACUGCCAUUACUCUUUCAGAUGCUUAUGGUUUUUACCAUAGUAUUUCUUAAAAUAAUGUGUGGAUAAAGCUGAGCUAUAUUGACAUAUUUGUCAGCUGUGUUCGGCUUUAUCUUACACAAUGCAUCAAACAUACUUGACACUUUUUGAUGCAAAAACUAAUUACUUGUUUUGCUUAGUUUGUAAUUAUUUUCAAAUGUUAAAUGUGAGGUGUAUGAGCAUGUACCAUUAAACAUUCAUAAAUAUAUAUGCUUUCAAAGUUUCAAA
Molecule: messenger RNA, 3461 nt
Organism: Malus domestica (apple)
Lineage: Eukaryota; Viridiplantae; Streptophyta; Magnoliopsida; Rosales; Rosaceae
Product: disease resistance protein RPM1-like
Biological process (GO): defense response to other organism
Molecular function (GO): ADP binding
Source: RefSeq, a predicted model, not a curated record